AGAAGUAAGCAGCCCACACAGCUCCAUCUUCCAACUUCUGUGUUUGCCUGUGGCCUUGCUGUGGAUACCAUGCAGCCCUGUUGCCUUCUCCUCUUCCCCUUCUUCUUCUUCUUUCCUGGGACGUGGGCAGAGCUGGAGGCAGGCUCUCACAUGCUCCAGCUACGCCAUUUCGUCACCUUCCAAAAUGCCACAUCCAUGCAAGUGCGGGGGCUUGGCUUCAUGGGGGACAUCAAAAUUGGUUCCCUGGACAGCCUCACUGGGGACAUCCAUUACUACAAGACCUGGCUGCGUUCAGCCCUGUCCAAAGGUGACUGGGAUGUCAUCGAGAGCUCCAUCAAGUCAUACCUGCGGGAUUUCAACAGCCUGGUGCAGAAGCUCACCAACCACAUCAGAAUGUCCUACCCUUUUGUCUUCCAGACCUCUAAAGGCUGCCAGCUCCAGCCCAACGGGACUACCAGAUCUUUCUUUGUCAUUGCCUAUGAGGGCCAGGACUUGAUCCGGUUCCACAUGAACAAGGGAACUUGGGAUCGGGUGCCAGAUAAUGAGAUGUCAGCAACCGCUGAGCAUUUGUUGAACAAUGCCACCACCCUCAAUGAGCUGAUACAAGUGUUCUUCAGUGUCACCUGUUUUGACAUUUUGGAAAGGUUCAUUGAGUACGGGAGGGCAGAUCUGGAGAGACAAGAGCUGCCCACUGCCACCGUCUUUGCCCGCAAAGCUGGCCCAGCCCAGCUCCUGCUGGUUUGCCGCAUCACCGGCUUCUACCCACGGCCCAUCAGCGUGGCCUGGCUGCGGGACGGCCACGAGGUGCCACCGGGCCCGGCCCUGAACACCAGCGCUGUCCUACCCAACGCCGACUUCACCUACCAGGUCUACAGUGGCCUGACCGUGGCUCCCCGUGAUGGGCACAGCUACGCCUGCCGCGUUCGCCACCGCAGCCUGGGCACCCGCAGCCUCCUCGUCCCCUGGGGGCAAUCAAAUGCUGGGCUGAUCGCAGGGCUUGUGGUUGCUCUGCUGGCAGCUGUGGUUGUGAUUGGUGCACUUUGGGUGUGGAGAUACAGGAAGCGCCAUUAAAUGGAAGAAUGAGGCCCAGCAGCUUUCUCCUGAGCACAGCAGCCCUGUUUGCUUCAAACCCUCACCUUGGACACAGCCUCCAUCUCCCUCUGCUGUGACAAAGCUCCAGGCACCACCAGGAGCAAGAUCAUUUCAGCAGGGAGCCACAGCUGGAAAAGAUGUGGUACUCAAGCCCUGCUGUUAUUUGCAUAAUGAACGAGGAUGCAAGUCCUCACCUGUUACACGUAAUCACUUUGUGCCUCAUGGCACUACCUAUGCACCUGCUGAGGCUUCUUCAGGCACACCAGUCCCCUGUAGCAAUUUCUUUCAGGUCCAGUAUGAUAACAGUACUGUCAGCAGGCAGUGCGCUGCACCCCUUCCAUUGUCACUUUCUAGAUAUUCCUCUUAAGAGCUGCUUUUAUUAACCAUAUUGCAGAAAUAGCUGUGCUUAAUCCGACCUGUUACACACAGGGUAAGUGCACACAAGUUGUGUUUAUGGCACCAAGGAGCACUGCACUCUGAGGUGAUCUGAGGGAGCUCCAGGCAUGGAUAAAACGAAAAUAAACCACUGAUGUUUUUGCUAAAA
This is a messenger RNA of Anas platyrhynchos (mallard), 1636 nucleotides long. Its product is annotated as antigen-presenting glycoprotein CD1d. Gene Ontology annotation, cellular component: external side of plasma membrane. Gene Ontology annotation, biological process: antigen processing and presentation, endogenous lipid antigen via MHC class Ib; antigen processing and presentation, exogenous lipid antigen via MHC class Ib; immune response. The record is from RefSeq and is a predicted model, not a curated record. Gene Ontology annotation, molecular function: endogenous lipid antigen binding; exogenous lipid antigen binding; lipopeptide binding. Lineage: Eukaryota; Metazoa; Chordata; Aves; Anseriformes; Anatidae.